Messenger RNA from Exophiala bonariae, 1503 nucleotides. RefSeq lists its product as uncharacterized. The record is from RefSeq and is a predicted model, not a curated record. The transcript is spliced from 5 exons. Gene Ontology annotation, molecular function: transmembrane transporter activity. Gene Ontology annotation, biological process: transmembrane transport. The coding region runs from base 1 to 1503 and encodes 500 amino acids. Lineage: Eukaryota; Fungi; Ascomycota; Eurotiomycetes; Chaetothyriales; Herpotrichiellaceae. Gene Ontology annotation, cellular component: membrane.
AUGUCUGAAUCCGCUGCGCACGAGAAACAAGAGAAAUAUUCAUCGAGAUCGGCCGUAAUGGCGGAUAUCAGCUCGAAGAAUGACCAUGGGGAGCUCGAGCACUCCACCUCUAUUGCUGAUGGAGAGGUUGCCGGCCUCCACCUUUCGAAAGCUCCAGUGAAGGCGAACAUCGGACCACUUUCGCUUGUGGCUCUCGGUUUCAAUAUCUGCAAUAGUUGGGCUGGCGUUUCGGCUUCCCUCCAGAUCGUCCUCUUGCAAGGUGGCCCCGUUGGACUGCUUUAUGGCAUGUUUGUCAGCACAGUGUCUACCCUUGCAGAUGCACUAACGCUCGCGGAGCUGGCUUCUGUGUAUCCGACCGCGGGAGGGCAAUAUCACUUCGUUUCCAUUCUCUGUCCGGAGAGUAUCAAUCUCUUCACCUCCUACUUCUGUGGUAUCUUCAGCAUUUUCAGCUGGAUAGCCAUAGGGGCCGCUGUUCUGAUCAUCCCCGCUGAGCAGAUCACCACACUAGCCGUGGCAUACAAUCCAAACUAUGAGCCGCAGGACUGGCACAAGUUCCUCAUGUACCAGGCGAUGCUGCUGCUCGUCCUCACGUCCAAUAUCUUUGUGCUUAAGCGGUCACCGAGAUUUCACGAUGUCGGGUUCGCCACCACUAUCAUCCUCUUCCUGGUAACGUCCAUCACACUUCUGGUCAGGUCCAAGCCAAAGGCAGAAAGUUCAUUUGUAUGGACGACUUUUAUCAAUCAGACUGGUUGGAGUGAUGGAUUAUGCUUCUUCAGUGGCCUGUUGACCACGUGUUUCCAGUAUGCUGGACUGGAUGGCGCCCUGCAUCUCGCUGAAGAAUGCCAGAACCCGCAGAAGACUGUGCCCCGAGCUAUAAUGGCUGCAGUCACUAUCGGGUUUUGCACGGCAUUUCCCUUCAGCAUAAUCGUCCUUUAUAGUGUAGCAGACAUUGACUCAAUUCUCGGUACAUCAGGAUACAUCACACUCGAAGUUUAUAGGCAAGGGAUGCAGUCCUUGGAUGCAGCCGCUGUUUUCACGGGUAUAGGAGUGUUGAUCGCCUGGUUUGUGCUGAACGCCGUAUUGCAAACUUCAUCUCGGAUAACAUGGUCAUUUGCAAGAGACAACGCCCUCACCUUCUCAAAGCAUCUGGUAAAGAUCCAUCCGAAAGCCGAGGUACCCAUCUAUGCGAUCCUUCUGAACUAUGCGAUCUUGGUAAUCUGCGGGUGCAUUUUCCUGGCGUCGAAGACUGCAUUCAAUGCCAUCCUCAGUUCUUGUGUGGUACUACAGAAGAUCUCCUUCAUCAUGCCAGCGGGACUUCUCCUUUAUCGCAGGCGCUCAUUGACGUAUCUUCCCGACAAACGCGCGUUCCGACUCCCGGCUAUUGUUGGUUGGACGGCCAACACAGCGGUCGUGGUUUUCGGCCUCAUCUUCACCAUUAUCUUCUGCAUCCCGCCCUUCAGACCAGUCACACCAAGUACUAUGAUGUGGCUGACACUCUGGUAA